AGGUUUUCCGGGUGUGUGUGUGGGGAGAGGGGGUUGCACCGCGGACUCAUGGCGUGAAAGGCUGCGAGGGGCGGGGUGAGGUCAGGUGUUCGACUCCGCCUCCCCGCGCCGAGAUCUCGGCUGCUGGGCUGCUGGCUACUGUUGCUCCCGGUCCUACGGAUGUCACCGUCUCUGCCCAGAUGCGCCUCCCGGCCUGCUGGCCUAGUCCCGGCUCCAGCUGCGGCGGCGGCGGCGGCGGCUGCUGCUGCUGCUGCUGCUGCUGCUGCUGCUGCUGCUGCUCUGGACAGCGGCCGCCACCCAAGGCCACCCGAAGACCGGACCCCGCAUCUCCACUGUCUGGAAAGCUUUGAAUCUUCACAGCUUCAUCUUUAAGACCCUAGUCCAGAUGCUUCAUCUGUAAAACCCACCAGCUUAACUGGAAAAUGAGGAUGUUGAGCUCAUCCUUCUGGAUACUUUUCCAGCACUGUUAAGAAUUCAGCUUUCCCUCAACCCAUUUUGAGGAAAAUACUUCUACCCUGUCCUGCAGUGAGGCUGUGCCCAGGAGGCCAAUUUUGGCUCAAAGACUGUGCAGAGAAGUGAUAUGUGCACUUCCGGGUCAGAACAUUUAGUUCCAGUGUACGAUUCCCCAGCUCUCCCUUCCCUUGCUGCAGCAAGGGAUUUAGAUGGUGGAGUCACUGGACAGAAACAGCCUGGAUCCCUGAGGCACCACAUGGAGCAGAGCAGCCUUCCAGAGCUUACACCGGACACCUGUGGCUCAAGAAAUAUAAGCCUUUGCUGUGAGAAACAGCCAGAGAGGGAACGGAAGCAGGAGGAGCAGGGAGCUGAUGUGGGGCUUGAUCCCAGGACCCUGAGAUCAUAACCUGAGCCAAACGCAGAUGCCUAACCACUGGCACCCCACCAAAUAAUUUUUAAUUAUAUACACUUGAACACCUAGAGUGGAAAAUGAUGGCCAGUGGGACAGAAAACAAAAGCAUGGGAAGAAAGACAUGUGGCUGAGUAGUUGUUGGCUUUGCACUUCAUACAGUCAUCGGGUUGCUCCAAGGUUCUCGUGUUCAGUAGCAACUUUGAAGGAUCAUCUGCUUUCUGGCAGCUCUUGGGGAACCUCGAUUUCAAAUGUCUGGUUGCUGGAUCGUGAGGAAAUUCGUUCAGGCCAAUUGAAGAAGACUGCGAUCCAAAUUUUCAUAUGGAUGCCAUAACUGGAUAGGACUUCUUGUGGUCUCCCUUUGGGGAAGAGUGAUUGUAUUUGGUGACCAGAAAGACCAACUAUAACAGAGAUCUCUUGCUGUCUGCCAAAAGCCAUUAUUCUCUGCAGGCACACACCCCUUCCAAUUCGGGAGUGGCCAUACGACAAAGUUUUCUCCAAUGUAAUGUGACUGGAAGCAAUGUGUACCACUUGGUGACUAUGGGGUGGGACAGCACAAGAAUGAAGAGCCUAGGCUCCUGAACACCAGCAAUGAAAGACGACCAUGUCCCUGACCUGAAUAUCUGCCCAGGACUGUCAGGUUUAGACCCAGUGUGCCGGCCGGGCUGUCCCCAGCUUCAGAGCCAUGCCAGUCGGCGGCUGAAGCUUGAGGCAGCGAUGGAGCCCCUGGCACGACAGAAGCAGCCGCGGCAGCCACCGCCACAGCAGGCCCCACAACUGGCGCCUCUGCAGAUGGAUGCCAGAGAGAAACAGGGACAGCAGAUGAGAGAAGCCCCAUUCUUGUAUGCCCAGAAGCUCGUCGCACAGCAGACUCUCCUUUCUGCGCCCCCCGGGAGGCCAUCUGGCAGCCCUACCCUGGGCCCCCUGGCCAGAGGGCCACCGGCCGCUGCCGUGGCCCGAGUUUUUGAACAGAGCAACGUGAACUCCGAGCCUGAGGAGGAGGAGGGAGGUCUGGAAGAUGAGGAUGGGGAUGAUGAAGUUGCAGAGGUGGCUGAGAAAGAGGCCCAGGCCGCGUCCAAGUAUUUCCAUGUGCAAAAAGUGGCUCGCCAGGACCCCAGAGCAGUGCCUGGAUCUGGUCUGCUUCCAGCACCAGCACUCCCACUGCGUGGCCAGCAAGCUAAAGAAGACCAUACCAAAGAUGCUUCCAAGGCCCCACCUUCAGUCUCCACAGCUGGGCAGCCGAGCUGGAAUCUGGAUGAGCAGCUCAAGCAGAAUGGUGGUUUGGCCUGGAGUGAUGAUGCUGAUGGAGGCCGGGGAAGAGAGAUCUCUCGAGAUUUUGCCAAGCUGUAUGAACUGGACAGUGAUCCGGAAAGGAAAGAGUUCCUGGAUGACCUCUUCAUCUUUAUGCAGAAGAGGGGGACCCCCAUCAACCGAAUCCCCAUCAUGGCCAAGCAGAUCCUGGACCUGUAUAUGCUGUAUAAGCUGGUGACAGAGAAGGGGGGCCUGGUGGAGAUCAUCAACAAGAAGAUCUGGCGGGAGAUCACCAAAGGCCUGAACCUGCCCACAUCAAUCACCAGCGCCGCCUUUACCCUGAGGACCCAGUACAUGAAGUAUCUCUAUGCCUAUGAGUGUGAGAAGAAAGCUUUGAGCUCCCCGGCCGAGCUCCAGGCAGCCAUUGACGGCAACCGGAGGGAGGGCCGGCGGCCUAGCUACAGCUCCUCCCUCCUUGGCUACUCGCCCGCUGCCGCCGCCGCCACUGCUGGGGCCCCUGCCCUUCUCUCCCCACCCAAGAUCCGCUUCCCCAUCCUCGGGCUGGGUUCCAGUAGUGGUGCCAACGCCAGCAGCCCUCGGAUAUCCCCAGCAGCCACUCUCAGGAAAGGUGAUGGAGUCCCGGUGACGACAGUGCCCGUGCCAAAUCGCCUGGCUGUGCCCGUGAGCUUGGCAGGCCAGCAGGCCGGUACCCGGACGGCCACACUGGAGCAGCUGCGGGAGCGGCUGGAGUCAGGGGAACCCCCCGAGAAGAAGGCACCCCGGCUGUCAGAGGAGGAGCAACGCCUGGUGCAGCAGGCCUUCCAGCGCAGCCUGUUCACCAUGGCACGGCAGUUGCCCAUGAAGAUCAGGAUCAACGGCAGGGAAGACAGAUCGGAGGCCUCGGCUGCAGCACUGAACCUGGCCACAGGCAGCAUCGGGAGCAUCAACAUGUCUGUGGACAUCGAUGGCACCACCUACGCAGGUGUGCUGUUCGCCCAGAAGCCUGUGGUCCACCUGAUCGCGGGGCCCACCCCCCAGAGCGUGGGUGGCAGCGCCAGCGGCAGCAGCAGCUCUCACUGCUCACCAAGUCCUACCUCGUCCCGGGGCACCCCCAGCGCCGAGCCCUCCACCAGCUGGUCCCUCUGAGGGGCAGGACCCAGCUCCCCAUGCCCCACUCUCCUGUCGAGAGUGAAGGAGGUUGAUGCACAGAAUUUACCUCAUCUCACGGAGCCCAUGUCAAACACCAUUUGGCCAGACUAGAGUUUGGACGUGUCCGUCUAUCCAGGCUUCGUUCAGGUCCUGCUGUACUCUGGGGACAGGGAGAGGCUGCAGGGGCAGGACAGGGCAGCGUUGUCCAAUCAGGGAUCGUCCUGGAGAACCGGGCGGGGUCUGCCGGCAUCCAGCUUCCUUCCUCCUUGGUUCCCAGGCCACCUCCCGUCCCGGGCACGGUGUAUCGACAAUCUGUAAGCCGGCACAGGGCUGGAGGCCCUCCACAGCCCUUCCCCUUUAAUUUAUUGCCCUUCCCCUUCCCUCUGUCAUGACCCCAGGGUCACUGGCCUCUUCCCUUGCUCAGUCCUCCGAUCUUUAACUCCCAUAUGGGGCUGUGAGAGCCGAAGACCAUGCCUUUGUGGCCCUUCACUCCUGAGCAUGGGAUGGGGCCCUCCUAAACUGCCUUCCCUACCAUGUUUGGUUCCAGGGGUGUGGGUCCCUCAAAUUCAAGUCUUGAGACAGUUCUCAGGGCCCUAUACUCCCCUUUUAGUGGUCCCAGGAAGGGGCACACGAGGGCAGUCCUCAAGGUCCAGGGCUUACUGGGUACCUGCUGAGGGAGAAGCAGAGCCACAGGGGGCUGCCCAGGCAGGCCCUGGCACCCGUUUCACACUGACCCUUUUCUGGCCCUCCCAGACCUCACGCCUUCACUCACCCUUGUUGGCCAGCUCUCCCAAGAACAGCCCACUUGUCCCUUGGGCCCUCCCUUCUCAUGGGGUCACCUCAGCCCCAGCAUCCCCAGACCUGCUGAUGUCAGGUUCAUUGAAAUACCUCAGAUUUGUAAUUGUUGAUGUUCUUCAGGAAGUAUUUGCAUCUCUGAAAUCCUUUUUAUAUGUGUUUUGCUGACUUUUUUGUUUUUAAUUUUUAUUGUUGUUAUUGUAGCACCAAAGAAAUGAAAGCAGAUUACCCCCAAAGCCGAGCAAACAUUUGGUACCCCAGCCCCUCCAGCCCUUUGCUAAGACCCCAGUGAGGAGGCGGGGAGGCAGGCAGGAGAGAUGACUCAGGGAUCACAGUGGUGGGGAAGGCAGUGGAAUAAGAGGCCUGUGCUCUCAAAGGUUGGGUCCUGAGACCACACAGUUCGGGAGAUGGCCCCUGACCCAUUUCAUGCUAGAGCAGGGCUUGUCCCACACCCCUCCCUGGCUCCCCAGGAUGGGGACAGAAUGGUUGCCCUUCACUCAGCAUUCCCAUCUCAGGGUAGGGGCAGGACAGAGAGGCUGAGCCGCCCCAGGGGAUAAGGGGAUGCUCUUGGAAGAGGGGAGAACUCCGUCGUCCUCUGGGACCCUGGGCUGGAGCAGGCUGCUCCGGUGUUGGAAAGAUGACUGAUUGCCACGCAAGGCUCGCCUCUCUUUGAGUAGGCCCUGCAGAGCUCCUGGAACACCACCCACUGUAACGUCAUCAGGCUCUGGUGGUGACAGGCCACGCCGCCUGCAGGAGCCCUCGCAUGACUAGCAUUCUGCCCUAUGAAAGGAAAGGGAAAUCAAAAGCUUGAGCACAAAACAGCUACCUCAGCCUGGUGAGCCGCAGCUCUGCUGGACUGCCAUCUUCUCGCCCCUUCCCCGGCCUUCCACGCACUCGCUUUCCCACACACACUCUCACACAGCCCUGCCGCUGAGGCCUGACCCUCUUCUGGCCUCAGGAGCCUUCCCACCUUACCCACUCUGGUGGGCAGAGAAGGGCCUCUGGGAUCUGGUGCCAUGAAGGAGCCCAGUUGGCUGGCGCUGGGCCCACCUGAAAGUGUCGCAGCAUUUGGCCAGUUUGUCUUUCUCAGGGGUUUGGUCACGAAGGAUGGACUCUUCCCAGCCAGAGGAUGCGAGGACAGCAUACUGAGGCUUUCUGGUCAUUAGAUCCUCUCCCCUUCCCCAGGCAGCUUGAAAGCCCAAGAGUGGGGAUGCCAGCAGGUGUCCCAGGAGCAGGGACCCUGGCAAGAGAAGCUUUCCCGGAAGGCCUCAGGGCAGGCCGUGGGCCAGGACUGCUCCGGCCCCUCCCCUCCCCUCCCUGUCUCUCUGUACUCUGGCCAGGAAAAUGUGCUAGCACAUGGGUAGCCUAGGCAGUGAUAAAUACCUCAGAUGUCCUCUUGCAGCAAGUGUCUGUAUAUGUGGUGGUUAUUUUCUAUCCUACAUGUUCUCGAAUGUUUAUAUUUCAAUAAACCUCUACCUCUUCACACAA
Molecule: messenger RNA, 5545 nt
Organism: Mustela lutreola (European mink)
Lineage: Eukaryota; Metazoa; Chordata; Mammalia; Carnivora; Mustelidae
Gene: ARID3B
Product: AT-rich interaction domain 3B
Exons: 13
Coding region: 1454-3259 (601 amino acids)
Biological process (GO): regulation of transcription by RNA polymerase II
Cellular component (GO): nucleus
Molecular function (GO): DNA binding
Source: RefSeq, a predicted model, not a curated record